Messenger RNA from Culicoides brevitarsis, 903 nucleotides. Its product is annotated as RNA-binding motif protein, X-linked 2. Gene Ontology annotation, cellular component: U2 snRNP; catalytic step 2 spliceosome; precatalytic spliceosome. Bases 133 to 849 code for a protein of 238 amino acids. The transcript is spliced from 2 exons. The record is from RefSeq and is a predicted model, not a curated record. Gene Ontology annotation, molecular function: RNA binding. Lineage: Eukaryota; Metazoa; Arthropoda; Insecta; Diptera; Ceratopogonidae. Gene Ontology annotation, biological process: mRNA splicing, via spliceosome.
CUGUCAGUUUUUGUUUGGAUUUCGGGAGGAGGGGGAACUGUCACUUUCGAAAUGUCAAAAUUUCGCACUGGGCUUGUUUACAAAUAACGUUUAAACUCGCUCGGAGCCAAAAAAAUCACAAAAUCCGACAAAAUGAAUCCUUUGACCAACAUGAAAAACGUCACAAAGCUCAGCGAAAUGGAGCUAAAACGCGCCACCAAGUCAUCCUGGCACGACCAAUACCGCGAUUCUGCUUGGAUUUUCGUCGGCGGACUCCCUUAUGACCUCACCGAGGGCGAUAUUAUCUGCGUUUUCUCCCAAUAUGGCGAAAUUGUGAACAUAAAUCUCGUCCGUGACAAGAAAACCGGCAAACAAAAGGGAUUUUGCUUCAUUUGCUACGAAGACCAGCGCUCAACAAUCCUCGCCGUGGACAAUUUGAACGGAAUUAAGAUCUGCGGAAGGUCGAUUCGUGUCGAUCACGUUGCCGAAUACAAAGUCCCGAAGGAAAAUGAGAAGCAAGACGAGGAAACGAUCCGGUUGCAGAACGAAGGAUGCGCGCCAAAAGCCCAAAUUCCCGAAGAAUUGAUCAAAAAAGAGAAAUUUGACGACAAAGACCGCAAAGUGAGGGAAGGAACAGCGUUCGAUGGCACUUUUGACGACGGUUUCCGCCUUCCGAUGCGACUUCCGAUCGGCACGAAGGUCAAAACUGAAGUAAAAACUGAAAUUAAAGACGAACGAGACCGAGAAAUUCGGCAAAAAAUUAAAAAAGAAAAGAAAAGUAAAAAAUCUAAAAAGGAAAAGAAAGAAAAAAAGAAGAAACAUCGCCGACGAAGCUCAAGUAGGAGUAGUUCAAGUAGUAGAAGUGACUAAAAAAAAAUAAAAAAUUAAUUUUUAACGUUAACAUUUACAAUAUUUUACUGAAAU